AAAUCGUCCCAAGUAAACCCUUUAGGGUUCAAUGGCACGGGCUCCGGGUGAUCUUCGACCGUCCGUGGGGAGAUCUGACGGCGUAGAUCUUUCUUCCCUUUGGUUUUUGUUGCGCUGUUGCUGGCUCUCAAUUGGAGCUACAGUGGGGGGCUCGGAGUGGUGUAGCACGAAAGAGGGUGCCCAAUGGGAAAUGGCGGAGUGGAUCGGCGAUCACCGGGCGGUUUGAUGAUGGAUGUUUUGCUAAAGAUGGAAUCUUUUUGCUCCGAUCUCUCUGUUUGCUCGAUUUUGAGCCAUACUGUUCAUGUUUGUUUUCUCUGAGCUUGAGUUAAGGAUCUUGACGUUUAGGGUACGAAAAUGAUGCGUUUGGUCGGUUUUAUCGUGAAAGAUUCAAUUUUUUGUGGGUGAAGCCCAAGUUUUUUUUGAGCUUUCGAGGGCAUUGAGAAGCAACAGAGCAUUUUGUCUAAUAUGGGAGUUCGUUCUUUGAUCGGGAGCGGAGGGGAUGGUUUUGGCGGCGAGGAUUUUGAGGAGCUGGGUUUGCUGCUCAGGGAGCAGAGGAGGCAAGAGGCGAGUGAUCGAGAAAGAGAGCUCAGCAUUUUCCGGAGCGGAUCCGCUCCGCCCACUGUCAAUGGUUCGCUCGCCGCAGUGGGAGGGAUCUAUGGGCGCGAAGGUGCAUUCGGCGUGCCUGAUAUUUCCUCAGUAAAGAAUGGGGACGAGAUUUCGUCAGAGGAGGAACUCCUCUCCAAUCCAGCAUAUGUCUCCUACUACUACUCGAAUGCAAAUAUAAACCCCCGGCUACCGCCCCCGGUGCUCUCCAAGGAGGACUGGCGAUCCACACAGAGGCUCCAAUCCAGCUCUUUGAUAGGAGGGACUGCUGAUAGAAGGAAAAUCAAUGGAGGGGAGGAAGGGGAUGAUAUAUCACUCUUCUCUAAACAACCAAUUUUUACUUCGAUGGAGGAGCAACAGGCAGAGACGAUUAUGGAACCUGGGGCAGGAGAAUGGGUUGAUAGAGGAGAUGGCUUGAUUGGUCUGUCACUUGGCCGCCAGAAGAGCUUUGCUGAUGUUGUGCAGGAUGAAGUUGUACAAAGUGGUCCCAGUUCAAGCCAUCCCUCACGCGCUGCAAGUCGUAGUGCUUUUAGUGGUUCUGAACCAUUAUCUUCUCCUAGCAUCCAGAUUUCAUCACAUAAAGUAAGUGCAUUGAUGGAUGAAGAAAACAUCAGAUUUCUACAUAGUGACAAUGGACAUGAGAAAACUGGUACAUCAUUGCCUCACAGUUAUGCAUAUGUUGUGGGCUCCUCUUUGAAGCGAAGUACUACUGAUGCCCAGUCAGUUGCAAGAGCUCAGAGUCCCUGCAUUCCACAUUUAGGCCAUUUAGGCCUGAGAAUCUGUGCCCCUGACAAAAAAACUCAUGAUUUCUCCUCGAAUGGUAUCUCAUUGGACACAGUUGAAUCUGAUGAUCUUAUGGCUUCCUUAUCAGGUAUUAACCUGUCAUCUGCUUGUGAAAAUACUACAAAAUCAAAGACUCAGCAAGGAAUAUAUGAUAACCAGAACUUUCCUUUUGCUUCACAUUUAGGCCAGAACAAUGUUGACAAACAGCUUACCCUCAAAAGUUCUGAUCCAGAAUAUCUAGGCAUGCAGGCCAUUCCUAAGUCGGCAAAACCUCCUUACCCUGGCUCCAUUAGAAAUUCAGUAGGUUCAGUGGAUUUGAGAACUUCAGGAUCAGGUUUGAAUGGGCUAAUUGAAUCUCAAAAGUCUCCUGCUAAAUCUGACAAGCCAUAUCUUGAAGCACCUUCUCAUUACAUCACCACAAAUGGUGUUUCUUCUCUGUACGAGAGUGUCAAUGCAGCCUUUUCAAGUUCCAAUCUCAAUGCGUAUUUAGAAAAUCCAGCAUUAUCAGCAAGUUUGAUAAAUCACGUUGGCUUGGGGUCUUUGUCUCCAAUGUUGGAAAGUGUUGCUAGUGUAUCACCAAAUGCAUCACCUAAAAUGGAGGUAGGGGCAUUACAAGGUGGAACUUUCUCACCACCAAAUUUAGUUGGGCCUGCAGACAUACGAACUCUCAGUAGAAAUGGAAAUUCAGUUUCCACUGCAGCAGCUCUUCAGGCACCACUUAAUGACCCACUUUAUAUCGACUACUUGAUGGCAGCUGAAUAUACUGCUCAACUUGGAGCCAACUGUUCUAAUCCAUCCCUGGAGAAAGGUUAUCUAAGUUCUUAUGCUGAUUUACUUGGGAUCCAGGAAACUUACUUGGAGUCCUUACUUCAACAACAGAAGCCGUAUGGCAUGACACAUCUGGCUAAAUCUGCUUCUCUAAUUCAUAAUUAUUAUGGGAAUUCAGGAUUUGCCCUGGCUACUUCAUAUCCAGGAAGUCCUUUAGCAAAUUCUAUUGCUUCUCCUGUUGGACCUAGCAUCCCUCUUAGUCUCAGAGAGCGCAAUAUGCAUUAUUCUUCCAACUGGCGAAACAUAAGUAGAGGUGUUCUGGGAUCUUGGCAUUCUGAGGCUAAUGGUAACAUAGAUGGACAGUUUCCAUCCUCACUCUUGGAUGAAUUCAAGAGCAAUAAGACUAGAAGCUUUGAGCUUGCUGAGAUUGCAGGCCAUGUGGUUGAGUUCAGUGCUGAUCAAUAUGGAAGCCGCUUCAUACAGCAGAAACUUGAAACAGCUACUACUGAAGAAAAAAACAUGGUUUUUGUUGAGAUAAUGCCUCAUGCUUUGUCUCUGAUGACUGAUGUGUUUGGGAAUUAUGUGGUCCAGAAGUUUUUUGAACAUGGAUCAUCAGCUCAGAGACGGGAAUUAGCUAACCACCUUAAUGGGCAUGUAUUGGCUCUCAGCCUCCAGAUGUAUGGUUGUCGAGUGAUCCAGAAGGCAAUAGAAGUAGUUGACUUGGACCAGAAGAUAAAGAUGGUUCAAGAGCUUGAUGGGCGUAUCAUCCACUGUGUGCGAGAUCAAAAUGGGAACCAUGUCAUUCAAAAGUGUAUUGAGUGUGUCCCACAAGAUGCAAUUCAGUUUAUCAUCUCAACAUUCUAUAAUCAAGUUGUGACACUAUCUACUCAUCCAUAUGGUUGUCGUGUUAUACAGAGAGUGCUGGAGCAUUGUGACAAUCCUAAUACUCAACAGAUUGUCAUGGAUGAGAUUUUACAUUCUGUUUCCAUGUUGGCACAAGACCAAUAUGGUAAUUAUGUUGUUCAGCAUGUGCUGGAGCAUGGAAAGCCUGAUGAGCGUUCUGUGAUUAUUAAGCAAUUAACUGGACAAAUAGUACAGAUGAGUCAGCAGAAAUUUGCUUCAAAUGUCAUUGAAAAAUGCUUGACUUUCGGUAGUCUUGAAGCACGACAGCUUUUGGUGAGCGAGAUGUUGGGUUCGACUGAUGAAAAUGAGCCUCUCCAGGCCAUGAUGAAAGAUCAAUUUGGUAACUACGUUGUACAGAAAGUGUUAGAGACGUGCGACGAUCAGCAGCGGGAGCUGAUCCUCUCGCGAAUCAAGGUUCACUUGAACGCGCUUAAAAAAUACACUUACGGGAAGCAUAUUGUUGCUCGUGUUGAGAAGCUUGUUGCCACCGGAGAGAGGAGGAUCGGGCUCCAGGCGUCCUUUCCCUCGUAAGACAGCGACACACCGACGAAGUUGUACAGCUAACUGAAGCUAGUUUUAGCUCACUCUUUUAUCUAGAAAUAAGAUCAAUGUUGCUUGAAUGGAAUCCAUUCUGUACAUUUUGUAAUUUCAAGGUAGUUUAAUUAUGCUAAGGCUGAGGCUCAGAUGGCUAAUAGAAAUGAAUUGAGUUCAUGUUGGUUUGGAGCAGACAUCCGAUAAAAUUGGAACAAUACAGAGGAGGAAGAUUGAGUUCAUCUGUCUUUCCCUUGUUUACUCUUGGAAUGAUUGUAGGUGAUGAUAUAAUAUAUAUACAUACAUUCUUGAAA
Zingiber officinale is the source of this 3902-nucleotide messenger RNA. Its product is annotated as pumilio homolog 1-like. The coding region runs from base 466 to 3588 and encodes 1040 amino acids. The record is from RefSeq and is a predicted model, not a curated record. Lineage: Eukaryota; Viridiplantae; Streptophyta; Magnoliopsida; Zingiberales; Zingiberaceae. The transcript is spliced from 10 exons. Gene Ontology annotation, biological process: post-transcriptional regulation of gene expression. Gene Ontology annotation, molecular function: mRNA binding. Gene Ontology annotation, cellular component: cytoplasm.